This is a messenger RNA of Ictalurus furcatus (blue catfish), 9913 nucleotides long. RefSeq names its product establishment of sister chromatid cohesion N-acetyltransferase 1 (gene esco1). Gene Ontology annotation, biological process: mitotic sister chromatid cohesion. Bases 585 to 3509 code for a protein of 974 amino acids. Lineage: Eukaryota; Metazoa; Chordata; Actinopteri; Siluriformes; Ictaluridae. Gene Ontology annotation, cellular component: chromatin; nucleus. Gene Ontology annotation, molecular function: protein-lysine-acetyltransferase activity. The record is from RefSeq and is a predicted model, not a curated record. The transcript has 10 exons.
AAAAAAUUCACAGAAAAAUACUCUUCUCUCAUGGAUAUCAAACAAUUGCAAACACAACACAGGUUUCUACCAAAAAAAAAAGAAUCUUUGUUAAAUAUUGGUGUGCAACAAUUAUGGGCACCCUGAUGCACUCAUAUGAGGGGAAAAAUCUAUUUGAAGUAUAUUCCCAUUGAUUAUUUUACAUUUGUUUAGUACACCCGGGCGACUAGGAACAGGAAUUUGUCCAACCGUGACUUCCUGUUGCACAGGGGUAUAAAUAUGAGGUAACACAUAGGCCAGAUUCCCUUAGUCAUUCAUAACAAUGGGUAAGACUAAGGAAUAUAGCUGUGAUGUGCGGCAAAAGGUUGUUGAGCUUCAUAGAAUGGUAAGUGGCUAUAAGAAAAUAGCACAAGCGUUGAAAAUGGCCAUUUCCACCAUUAGGGCAAUAAUUAAGACGUUCCAGUCGGCUGGAAAUGUUAUGAAUCAACUUGGAAUUGGACGUGUGUCUAUAUCGUCUCAACGCACUGUGAAGAGAACGGUUCGAGUGGCCGAAAAUCUCCAAGGAUCACAGCUGGAAAGUUGCAGAAUAUUCCAUUUUCAGUAGAAUGCCAUGUCAAAAACGAAAAAUGCAAUCUACUGAACCUCAAGAUAAUAAGAAACAGGUGGCCCCGAGUCUGACCGCGUCUGAUAAGCCUGGCCGAACACCCCUGCGGCCCACGAGGUCCCAAAGGUUAGGAGCGCCACAGAAGAAAGUUUCCGUUAAGUCCAAAAGAAAAUCUUCAACACAGCUAAGAGAUGAUGUGGAAAACCCGCCUCGUCGCUCCUCUAGACUGAAAACGCCUUCAAAUAAGGUGACCGGUGUGAAAAGGAGAAAAACAUCAAUCAAAUCUGCAGUGGCGAAGGAACCAGGCUCCAAAAUCAGUAUUAAAGCUUCAAACAAAGACGGGGAUAAAUUGUGUCUGACUUCACCUGUCCUUAAAAAAGGAAGCAAGAAAUAUUCUUCAAGAGUGAAGAAGGAUAAAUGUCAGUCUCCGCUUUCGGAAGCAGCUUGCACGGUGUCGGCAGUGAUGUACCCUGUAUUAAUAGAGCACAGCUAUGGUCAGCCUCCUGAUUCGCACAGUGAAGAAACAACACUGCCAGACAAAAACAAAGCUGGAGGAAUCACCCAUUUUGGUCUUGAUCUGAAUGAUGAUCAUGAUGCUGCAGUGUUUCAUUCAGUGACCCAAGUGAGUCAGUCUUCUGAGGCUAAAACAACAAAAACUGUAUCACUCGAGGAACAGGAAGAACUCUCCGCUGACCCCAUUGGGAAAAUCACUGUAAAUUUAGAUGCUGGAGUAGGUGUGCUGAGAGAGCCUCCUCUACAAACAUUUUCUAAUGCCGUUCAAGAAACUAGCUUGAACAAGCAUGAAUUAAAUAGUGAAAACAUCUCGGAUAUUGAUGCAUUUGCCAUGGUGAAUACGUAUUUUCUACAGGAUACUCUACAGAAUCUGGUGGUCUGUGAUGCUCCUGGCAUGACGCAGGGCUCUCCGACCUCAGAAACACUGGACGAUAUAGAGAUUGAACACUGUGUGGUUGAGAUUGAAACAUUGGAAGACGUCCCUGGUGACCUCAGUGCCUUAGACAAUAACGAGCAGCCCUGCCAGGACUUGCAGGAAUCGACAGGACUCAAAGAAACCAGCAAAGCGGUGGUAUGCAAGGAGAGUACAUCACCUCCUUCUCUUCCACAAGACAGUGCAAAAGACUCCACACAAGGUUCCCUCGCACAGGCCAGUGCAGAACCGCCCAAAAAGCAAGCAAUGAACCCUCAGGCCAGAACCAAGGCUCGGCUGGCAGCAAUGGCUAGGGAGAGAGCAGCUGCUGCAAAGAGGCCACCCCCCAAGCAGCUCAACCUCCUAGCUCUGUGUGAGGAAAUCGCAGACGACAUCGCGUCUGACACGGCGGCAGCGAAAGAAGAGAAUACAGAAGAAAGCAUUCAAUCCAGCGAGAUGAUUCCGAGUAAAAACGAGGUAGAGAAUGCGACAGUUCCCACCGUUUCCAGUGACCUGCCCAUCCCAGAAAGCCUCACCGAGGAGACAUCGGAACCCAAGGCACACGAGAGUACGCCCAAGAAACGCUUUUUCCUCAGCCAAGUGUCCGUCCCCCUUAAAACCCAAGAGAAAAAGAAGCUAUCCCGAUUCCAGAAACUGAGGCAGGUUGAGCUGCAGAGGGACAAACUGACAUGGACGCGUGUUAAAAAACUGAAAUCGGAUCAGGCUAGUCAGGAUGACGCGAAAGACUCCACAGAGACUUCACCCGUUUCAGUAUCGACCUGUCAAGCGAGCCCUCCUCCUCCUCCUCCUCCUCCUCAUUCUCCCACACCACUUGCUCCAGCAAACUUGUUAAAAGUGGGAUCGAGCGAGUGCAAGCGGACACUCCCGGCUGUGGCGCCACCCAUGCCCAAUGGUAUUACCAGUUUAAAGCCUAGGCCUGUUGUGGAGUAUAAGCCAUAUAAUCCCAGACCAAAAUACUCACCAGAUGACUUUGAGCUGGAUGAGCCAGGUGACGAUACUAGCAAGCCAGCCGUUCCCAAACAGGAGGGCAGAAUGGAGCAACCCUCAUCUUUGGCUGUAGAGUCCUCUAGAACACCGGGAAAGCACAUAUGCAUCACGACCCCUACAGCGUCGACGGGUAUCAAGUCCUCUAACCAGCAAGACGGGUCUCCUACGACACCAACGGAAAAUUCAGAAGGCAAAAACAGGGGCAGCUGUGGCAGUGGGUCAGACGCAGAGCUUAGGAAUGAGGUUACGGAUAAUUUAAGGGCUGCAAGCCUCGAAGGAGAGCAAAAAACCCCCGAGAAGAACCAGAACGCAUUUGGAGCCACGACUUGCAAUGUGUGUGGGAUGCUGUAUUCUCCUUCCACCACCGAGGAUGAGACCCAGCACCUGCUCUUCCACAACCAGUUCAUCAGUGCCGUGAGAUAUGUGGGUUGGAAGAAGGAGAGGAUUUUAGGGGAAUACCCAGAUGGCAAGAUUAUACUUGUUCUCCCAGAUGACCCUAAAUACGCCCUGAAAAAGGUGGAGGAAAUAAGAGAAAUGGUGGACAAUGAUCUGGGAUUCCAGCAAGUGGAGACUAAGGUCCCUUCCCAGACCAAAACCUUCCUCUUCAUUUCAAAUGACAAGAAGGUGACUGGGUGUCUGAUCGCUGAACACAUUCAGGAGGGUUACAGGGUGAUCGAAGAGCCAGUGCCAGAAGGAUCAGAGAGGGAGAAGGUGAUGUUUGAGCGCCAGAGGGCCUGGUGCUGCUCUACUGUUCCAGAGCCAGCAGUUUGUGGGAUCAGUCGCAUUUGGGUUUUCAGCAUGAUGAGGAGGAGAGGCAUUGCAUCACGAAUGAUUGAGUGUCUCAGGAACAAUUUCAUCUAUGGGUCGCAUUUAAGCAAAGAUGAGAUUGCUUUCUCAGACCCAACACCUGACGGCAAGCUUUUUGCUACUCAUUACUGUGGAACCUCACAGUUUCUGGUGUACAACUUCAUCAGUGGGACACGUUCAAACUGACGACACUCAUAAACGGACCCAGCACUUUCACAAAGUCCCUCCCCUCAAAUAUUACAGCAAUUUUAGAGGAACAAUUUCAACCGUUGCAUCCAAACACAAAAUGGACCCAAGAAAACGGAGCUAUUAUAGGUUAUAUUCAAUAAGUAACAUUUUCAACCAGUGGAAAUCAUGUAUACCUGCCUUAUGCAAUUAUGAUGUCUACUUCAUCAAGGCCAUCUCAUAUGGAAAUGUGCAUUGGGUAAGACUUCAGAGUAGCAUAUAGCGAUUAAGUUUGGUUAAAAGCGUGUGCAGUUCUCUCAGGUUUAGUUCAAAGCCUAUUUUAAGACUUCCUAUAUCUUGUAGAAGCCAUUUUGUGUAGAGCACAGUUACAAAAUCAAUGUUUGCUAAUCCUCGUUGAACAUAGGGGAAAAUAUAUGAAAUAUACUACUGCAAACAAUGUCUCUCUCCUGAGGCUACCUUACAAUAACAGAACAUUUUCUCUUUUUUUUCUUCUUCUUCUUUUUUUUUUCCAUCUCAGGUAGGAUCAUUGAUCUGACUUUUGGGACUAGAUUUAUCCAAACAUUUAGGCAUACACUGAAUGGCUAAAAGUAUGUGCUCAUUUGACCAUCACACCCAUAUGUGCCCAUUCCAAAAACUACCACUAUGGGCAUUAACACAAGGUUGGCUUCUCCUUUCUGUUAUAGCAACCUCCACUCUUCUGGAAAGUCCUUUCCACUAGAUUUUGGAACGUGACUGUGGGGAUUUGUGCCCAUUCAGCCAUAAGAGCAGUAGUGAGGUCGACCGUUGAUGGCAAGUGAGAAGACCUCCUGUGUAGUAGGCUUUCCAUUUAAUCCUAGGGUGUUCAGUGGGGUUGAGAUCAGAUCUUGGGCCCCUCGGGUUCUAACACAUCAACCUUGGCAAACCAUGUCUUUAUGGAUCUUGCUUUGUUCAUAGGAGCAUUGUCAUGCUGUCAUGGAACAGGUUUGAGCUCCUUUGUUCCAAUGGAAGGAAAUGUUAAAGCUACAGCAUACAAAGAUAUUCUAGACAAUUGUGUGCUUGCAACUUUGCAGCAACAGUUUGAGGAAGAACCACAUACAGUGCUGUGAAAAAGUAUUUGCCACCCUCCUGAUUUCUUCUGUUUUUGUGUAUCUCAUACUAAGUAGUUUUCGAUCUUCAAGCGAAAUACAACAUAAAACAAAGGCAACCUGAGUAAACACUCAAUACAGUUGUUUUAAUUUAAGCAAAAAAGUUUAUCCAACACCUAUCAAUUUGGAAAAACUAACUGCCCCUUUAAAUUAAAAUCUGGUUGUGCUGCCUUUGGCAGCAAUAACUGCAACCGAACGCUUCUGAUAAUUGGAGAUCAGUCUUUCACUUACUUCUAGGACUAGGAUUUACUCCUAUGUUUUGGAUUAUUGUCUUGCUGCAUAAUCCAGUUGCGCUUGAGUUUCAACUUACAGACUGAAGACCGGACAUUCUCCUUUUAGGAUUUUCUGGUACAGAGCAGAAUUCAUGUUUCGCUUAAUUAUUGGAAGUUGCCCAGGCCCUGUAGCAGCAAAGCAUCCCCACACCAUCACACUGCCUCCACCACGCCUGAGCGUAGGUAUGAUGUUUUUUUUUGUGGAUUUCUGUGUUCGGUUUACGCCAGACGUAACGGGACCCCUGUCUUCCAAACAGUUCCACUUUUGACUCAUCAGUCCACAGAACAUUCUCCCAAAAGAUUUGAGGAUCAUCAAGGUGUGUUUUGGCAAAAUUCAGACGAGUGUUAAUGUUCUUCUGGGUUAGCAGUGGUUUUCACCUCACCACUCUUCCAUGGAAGCCAUUUUCCCCCAGUGUCUUUCUGAUAGUGGAGUCAUGAACAGUGACCUUUAUUGAUGCAAGAGAGGCCUGUAGGUCCUUUGAUGUUGUCCUUGGCUCUUUUGUGACUUCCUGGAUGAGUCGUUGCUGUGCUCUUGGAGGAAUUUUGGAAGGUCGGCCACUUCUGGGAAGGUUCACUACUGUGCAGAGUUUUUCCAUUUGGAGAUAACGGCUCUCACUGGGGUUCUUUGGAGUCCCAGAGCCUUUGAAAUAGCUUUGUAACCCUUCCCAGACUGAUGUAUUUCAAUCACCUUCUUCCUCAUCAUUUCUGGAAUUUCUUUUGAUUUUGCCAUGGUGUGUUACUGAGUAAGACCUUUUAACCAGCUUCAUGCUGUUGAAAAAGUUCUAUUUAAGUGUUGGUGAUUGAACAGGGUUUGCAGUAAUCAGGCCUGGUUGCGUUUAGUCCAGCUGAACCCCAUUAUGAAUGCAGUUUCAUACAGUAGAUUUGGGAAUUAGUAAUUAUGGAGACAAAUACAUUUUCACACAGGCCCAGUUGGUAUUGGAUAACAUUUUUGCUUCAAUAAAUAUCAUUUAAAAACUGUAUUUUGUGUUUACUCAGGUUGCCUUUGUUUUAUCUUAGAUUUCGUCUUAAUUUCUGAAACAAUUUAGAAUGAGAGACACAAAAACCAGAAUAAAUACUUUUUCACAGCACUGUUUGUGUGUGAUGGUCCGGUUUCCAAAUACUUUUGGCCAUAUAGUGUAAGCUUAAACUGUUUGCACUUGCAGAUUCAGUGUUCACAUUACAUAAGGGUAAAGUGGAAAAUGACAAAAUGCCUGAAAAAUAUUCAUGAUUUUGUAUUUUGCACCAGCGAAACAUUUCCACAUGCUGAAUGCUUUUAAUACGUCUGGUUCUCUAAAUUCAGGUUUCCCUUUAACAUAAUUUCCACUAUUUUCAUCGCAUAUUCACCGUAUACGUUGUAUUCUGUUUGGAAUAUACUGAGCUUGAUAUGCAUGGCAUUGGCAGCAAUAGAGAUCGUUUUUGAUCCGUUCAACCUUCGAAAUAUCACAGCAUUUCAGUUUCAUUUCAGAAUUUGUACAUUUUGGUUUUGUCAGUGUAUUUCAAUCGAAUAUUAGUUUACAGCUGAAGCAGUGUCUUUUUGUAGAAAUAACUUUUGGUCAUAUUUAUUUUUGUUUACGAAAAGCUUUCUCAAAGAUGUAAUGAGACGGAAAGGAACAUUGAAAAUGAGCCUCAGCCACACAGUGCCAUGUUUUCAGCAGCACUGGAUCUGAACUGCUUUGUUUUUACAAUAAUGGUAAUUAUAAAAGUUGAGCAGAUUUUAUUAUUAUUUUUUAUUUUUUUAAAAGGCCAAAAGGGAUGACCUUUGCCCUUGACUGUAUUCUCACUGCCCUACACCCAACAAUACGCUUGGAACAAUCUGUUCUUUGUACGUUACCAAACACAUUCACUUUGAGAAGCUAGCAGCGGUUUACCUGAACAUCCGUCCUUGUUAAUCGGGGUAAACGUGUUCAACUGGGAUCUGAGCUACAGAUAAUAAUGACACUGCUGGAAACAGUGGCAGAAAAGAACUCUGUUCAUCACCCACAAAAAAUUGUGCCUUAGAAGGUUAAGUUCCUCAGGAGCCCUGGUCCCUAACCAUUGAGGAUCAGCAUCCACAAAAAAAGUGCUGCAAAGUCAAGGUUAGUGUGAUUCCUUAGAAGUGAAUAUUACCAUAUGUAAAGCCCAAUAUUUCAUCGAAUAGGAUCGCAAAAGUGGUCAGAAAAGCUAAAAGAGCGAACAAACACAAAUUAUUAUUGGACUUUUUGAUGUACAGGGCGAAAUAUGACAAACAAGUGCCCUCCAGAAUGAUUUCAAUAAAUAAACAAAUUAAUAUUUCUUAACGUAUUUGGUAACCGAAUACAUUAUUAUGCAUAAUCUCUAAAUAAAGUUACUGAAUUGAUUUUUGAAUUGGUCAAACUUGGCUUUAGUGGACUGAUCAAAAGGAAACUCAUCAAAUCAUAGACACGUUUCUGGGAGUGUCAAGCGACCUUUUUUCGUGUGUGUAGAACUUUUUCAUAUAAUCAUAUAAGACUAAGAUAAUGUUUUAUAGCUAUGAGUUUUCUUAAUUACAUGUUUUCAAAGCCCCUGCUAACUUUGUUAUAGUGGGAUAGCUAGCAUAACAGGUUAGUUCUGUGAAACCAUGAUUCUGUUUCACGUCUCUUAACCAGCAGGGGUGAUUGUGUAUUCCUGAAUAACCCUUUGUUAAUGUGCGCCCCUUGAAAUAUUCCAACAAAGUCGUGCGUGUAGCGACCGAUGACGCAGUAUUCACAAUAAGUACUGUUGUCGUACACCAUACAACAACAGACUACAGGAAAACGAGAUGGAGCUAGCUAUGAUUAUUGUGACAGCUACAGGUGUAGGAGAACCUUAUUAUUAUUUCCAUUCCAUUGAUGACGGUGUUCUCUCUUCUUAUUAAGAAAAUAUUUGAGCUCUCUUUAUAACUACUAUGCUAUAGGUUUGAGUCAUUUUUUUUUUCUUGUGAAGUCUACUGCUUUGCACUUAACACUCAUGGUUUGUAUUUUGGACAUUCAUUUCGAACAGGCUUGAGGAAUUUGAAUGCCGUCUACGUGACGUUAUAAUCGGUGUGGAUAUUAUUUACGUUAUGCUUUCACAGGGUUGGGUCUCCAUUUUUAAACACGUUAUAUGCUCUGCACUGGACUGAACAAUUCCAGGUCAAGUGAGUGGAACAACGGCACUGAUAUUUUUCCCACCAAGUGAUCCUCCUCAGCACAUUAGCUACAAGCUCCCCUCCCCGGUUUCCUCUGAUUUUUUUCCCCCAUGAUUUUUUACAAAUGUAUUUUCUUACAGCAGGGGGUUUACAGCAAAUUGGGUUUAAUCCAAACCUCAAAAACUUUGGUCAAAGAUUAUGUAUAGAGGUACUCGUGACACCCUUAUUAAAACUUUGCAUCACACUCCUCUGUUGCUAGCCUUGGAGCAAUUGUGCCAAUCUAUAAUUGCUGACCCUUCUUAAAGGGAGCUAAUUUACACCUUAUGUCUGGUGGUGGGGUGUCUGUGCUAGGAUACAGAAUGACCCUCAAACUUGGUUUGUACCUGACGUUAGAUAAUGUUGGAGCAAUUAGCCCUGCGUAACCGUACCUGCGAUGUGUGACCUUUCAAUAAGCGUUUCAGGCAGACCCGAUCUUAAGCCAGGCAAUUUGAACUCUAUGGCCAGGAAGUCAACAAAUUACAAAGCAAAUCAACAUUAGUCCUACAUCAAGGUCAAGCGACUGACAUUACUGAAUUACGUAACGAUGCAGCAACAUAAAACAUCCGCUGUGAGCUUGCAAAGACCCUACAGUCUAUUGAACGCGCAUUCAAAGCCACUGUUUAUAAGAAUCACUGCACUGAACAAAUCUAUUGCUUCAGAAUGAAGCUUUCUGUUUGGUGGCUCCAGUGAUUCCUUAAGCAGGUGCACAAUACAGGCAAAAACUUUCCUGUGAUCCAUCAAAAAUAAGUCUUAAUAAGCUGCUCUGUAAAUUGUCAAUUUUUCCAGUAUGGCUUUUUUUUUUUUUUUAAGAAUAAAGUUACCUUUAGGUAAAUGAACAAUCCAUUGGUCCAAAAGGCAGUUCACUAUCUCACCUUAGUACUGGAUUGCAACCAUAGGUUCUUGGAGAACUUGUAAUGCAUGCGCAGUGCUGUGGAAAAAGUAUUUUUUUUCCUGGGGUGGUUUUUUUUGUGUGUGUAUAUAUCUCAUACUGAAUAGUUUCAGAAAUUAAAACAAAAUCUAAGAUAAAACAAAGGCAACCUGAGUAAACACAAAAUACAGUUUUUAAAUGAUAAUGUUGAAUGAUUAUUGAAGCAAAAAAGUUAUCCAAUACGAACUGGGCUGGUGUAAAAUGUAUUUGUCCCUAUAGUUACCGAUUCCCCAAAUCCAUGAAACUGCAUUCAUAAUGGGGUUCAGCUGGACUAGACACAAGCAGGCCUGAUUUCCUGAGCCAUUUCACCUUGCAGCUCUCCCCUAGUGUCUUACUGAAGUUAAGCAGGGUUGAGCCUGGACAGUACCUGGAUGGGAGACCUCCUGGGGAAAACUAAGACUGCUGCUGGAAGUGGUAUUAGUGAGGCCAGCAGGGGGCGCACACCCUGUGGUCUGUGUGGGGCCUAAUGCCCCACUAUAGUGAUGAGGACAUGAUACUGUAAAAACACGGUCUUUUGGAUGAGACAUUAAACUGAGGUCCUGACUUCUCAGUGGUCAUUAAAACUCCCAGGACACACAUAAUAAAAGGGUAGGGGUAUAACCCCGGUGGUGUUUUUUUUUUUUACUUCAAUAACAAAAAAAAUUAAACAAAUAAAAACUGUAUUGCGUGUUUAUUCAGGUUGCCUUUCUUUCACAUUCUAUUUCGUUUAAAACUAUUUAGUAUGAGACCUACACAAAAACAAGAUAUCAGGAUGGGGGCAAAUACUUUUACCACUGAACUGUAUUUGAUAAUUAAAGUAAUGUACAUAAGGAACAUCUACUACUCUCGAUUGCGGCCGGUUCUGAACACCUCCAUGUCUGAUGGUACAUCCCUGUAUUGUAUACCACUGAUCUACUCUAUUUGGCCAAAAGUUUCUGGACGCUUGAUCAUGAAAUCAC